Molecule: messenger RNA, 975 nt
Organism: Hibiscus syriacus
Lineage: Eukaryota; Viridiplantae; Streptophyta; Magnoliopsida; Malvales; Malvaceae
Product: transcription factor DIVARICATA-like
Exons: 3
Coding region: 154-975 (273 amino acids)
Molecular function (GO): DNA binding
Source: RefSeq, a predicted model, not a curated record
AGUUUAUGCUCUUGAAAAAAAGAAAAAAAAAAGAUUGAUUCUUGAUCCCCCAAGAAAACGAUUCUGAGUUUGUUCCUCUCUUAAGCAUCUUCCACGUUUAUUUCAUGUUAAAAUUGCUGUCUUUUUUAGUUCAGAAUUUCCUUUUUUUCUCCUAUGGAAGCUUCGUUUGCAACUUCUUUCAUGUCAAAUUUAGGUUUGUUUGAUCAAGAUAUUACAUAUUGGACCAAAGAAGAAAACAAAAGAUUUGAGAGCGCUUUAGCAAUAUAUGGUGAAGAUGUUCCUGAUAGAUGGAUAAAAGUUGCAGCAAUGAUUCCAGGCAAAACUGUUGCUGAUGUGAUUAAACAGUACAGAGAACUGGAAGAAGAUGUCUUUGAUAUUGAAUCUGGAAGGGUUCCAAUUCCAGGUUACCUUACAUCAGAAAUGGUUGAUCAUCAUGAUUCUGAUGCUUACAGGAGGAGAUCCAGUGUGGCUAAAGGGGCUGAUCAUGAGAGGAAGAAAGGGGUCCCAUGGACUGAGGAAGAACACAGGAGGUUUCUGAUGGGACUAAUGAAGUAUGGUAAAGGGGAUUGGAGAAACAUAUCAAGGAACUUUGUGAUAUCCAAGACUCCAACACAAGUUGCUAGCCAUGCUCAAAAGUACUACCAGAGGCAGAUUUCAGGAGGGAAAGAUAAGAAGAGGCCAAGCAUCCAUGAUAUUACAACACUCAAUAUCACCACCACCACUGGUUUUUCACACAAUCAAUCUGCUCAUGUUCUUGCAUUGAAGCAGAAGCUUCCCAGCAUUCGAAAAUUGGACCGUAACGAUUAUGUUUCGGUUACAUCAGCUGAGCAGUACCAGACUAGUAAUGGCCUUGGAUUUGAGGGUCAAAAUCUGUAUGGCAGUGCUAAAAGCUCAGUAUACAAAAAUGGAUCCAUGUCAGUCGAUAAUGUGGCUGAGUCACUUGGCACUGUCCCUUCCCUGAAUCUGGUUGCUUAG